Apiotrichum porosum is the source of this 768-nucleotide messenger RNA. It is a transcript of the gene IDI1, whose product is annotated as isopentenyl-diphosphate delta-isomerase idi1. Gene Ontology annotation, biological process: isoprenoid biosynthetic process; isopentenyl diphosphate biosynthetic process. Gene Ontology annotation, molecular function: isopentenyl-diphosphate delta-isomerase activity. The transcript has 3 exons. The record is from RefSeq and is a predicted model, not a curated record. Gene Ontology annotation, cellular component: cytoplasm. NCBI's taxonomy places the organism in Eukaryota, Fungi, Basidiomycota, Tremellomycetes, Trichosporonales, Trichosporonaceae. Bases 1 to 768 code for a protein of 255 amino acids.
AUGUCCCAGACCCAGACCAUCACCGUCACCGCCGAGCCCACGCUCGAGGGCUACGACGCCGAGCAGGUCCGCCUCAUGGAGGAGCGCUGCAUCCUCGUCGACGACACCGACAAGGCCUACGGCGAGGGCAGCAAGAAGAAGUGCCACCUCAUGACCAACAUCAACGAGGGCCUGCUGCACCGCGCGUUCUCCGUCUUCCUCUUCCGCCCCUCGGACGGCCGCCUCCUGCUCCAGAAGCGCGCCGACGAGAAGAUCACCUUCCCUACCAUGUGGACCAACACCUGCUGCUCGCACCCUCUUUACAUCAAGAGCGAGCUCAUCGAGGAGAACCAGCAGGGUGUCAAGAACGCCGCUAUCCGCAAGCUCCCCCAGGAGCUCGGUAUCCCCGAGUCGCAGCUCAAGCCCGAGGACUUCCACUUCCUCACCAGGAUACACUACCUUGCUCCUUCGGACGGCAUGUGGGGAGAGCACGAGAUCGACUACAUUCUCUUCGCUACCCUCGACGUCGACCUCGACCUCAACCCCAACGAGGUCUCGGACGCCACCUACGUGUCGCGUGACGAGCUCGCUGCCAUGUUCGCCGACCCCAAGCAGAGCUUCACCCCCUGGUUCCGCCUGAUUGCCCGCGACCUCCUCCUGCCCUGGUGGGGUGAGAUGCUCGAGAAGUCGACCGCGGCCGGCUGGGACGAGAAGGCCGGCAAGGGUGUCGUCCGCGCCGACCUGCUCGCCAACGGCCCCAAGGUCAACGACCUCAUCAAGAUGGUCUAA